AUGGAAAAUAUGUUACAAGAAUAUGACCGUCAGGUUGAAAAGCUGAAAAUGGCAGCUAGUACAAGUUACAUUAUGUCUGCCUCUGGUGUCGGUGCCAUGAAUACAUCAUUAUCAAAUCAACUACCCAGAUUAACUCAAGAAACAGAAUUACAGAAAUUGUUGGCUGAUGAGCGCAUGAGAAGUGAACAACAUAAAACAAAUUAUCAGCAGUUAAAAACAGAACACUCCAGAUUACAAGAAGAAUAUUGGCAGUUACAGAAUGAAGUUCGAACAACUAUUGAAGAGAGUAGAAUUGUACAAGAAAAGUAUAAAACUAUGUAUGAUCAAACAAGACAAGAAUUAGCAGACAAAGUUGCAGAAAUAGAAGAUUUAAAAUCUAAG
This is a messenger RNA of Lottia gigantea (owl limpet), 381 nucleotides long. RefSeq lists its product as hypothetical. The annotation marks the transcript as partial. The record is from RefSeq and is a predicted model, not a curated record. Lineage: Eukaryota; Metazoa; Mollusca; Gastropoda; Lottiidae. The transcript has 3 exons.